Molecule: messenger RNA, 1339 nt
Organism: Macrobrachium nipponense
Lineage: Eukaryota; Metazoa; Arthropoda; Malacostraca; Decapoda; Palaemonidae
Gene: slf
Exons: 4
Coding region: 151-852 (233 amino acids)
Source: RefSeq, a predicted model, not a curated record
UGUCGACGUCUCCGAGUUUUCUAGGAAAGAUACAGCUCAAGUUUGUUCAGUAUUUCAACGCAGUUAAGAGACAAAGGGUGUUCCGCUUAUCGUGGUGGGAUAGGAGCCAUUUUUAAAGAAAGAUUUCUUUUGCAAACAAAUUUUUUAAGAAUGAAAUUCGCGCUCGCCCUCUUGGCUGCACUAGCAGCUACCGUCUUGGCCCAGGACUCCUCGCAGCCAAGACUGCUGUCUCUCCCGGUUCCAGAGCUGUGUGCUUCCCGCCCUAAGCAAUGGCAGUUCGGAGGACACAACUACUUUUUCUCUUGGGACCAGGACAAAUUCAUCGACAUUGACCCCGCUACAGGCCAGAGACAGGGCCAGAAGGUAGACUGGCUGGAUGCCCGUAACAGAUGCCGCGAACACUGCAUGGACGCCGUCGGUAUGGAAACCGAAGCCGAGAACAAGAUGAUCGUCGACUUCAUCAGAAACCGUAACAUCACUUACAUCUGGACCUCUGGUCGCCUCUGUGACUUCACUGGAUGCUCCGAGCGCGAGGACCUCCAGCCCAUCAACGUCUUCGGAUGGUUCUGGUCCAACACCAACACCAAGAUGGCCCCCACCAACUCCACCCCACCAGGCUGGGCAUCCCAGCCCUGGAGUUCAAAGGGUCACACUGGAGGUCCCCAGCCUGACAACGCCGAGUUCGACAUCAACCAGACCAGCGAAUCCUGCCUGGGAGUCCUCAACAACAUCUACAAAGACGGCAUUGCCUGGCACGACAUCGCCUGCUACCACAAGAAGCCCUUCAUCUGCGAGGACAACGAGCAGCUCCUCAAUUUCGUCAAACACAACAACCCCGACCUCAAUCUCUAACGCUGCGCUUUGCUAUUCAGCUGAUCACGUCUGUGAUUGUUUCGGGGAGGGGAGGGGGUCUCGAUAGGCCACUCAGUGUGAAAGGACACUCCUAUGCACGUCAUUAAUGACACUAGCGUGUCACAUGUUUAGUUUUCUGAUGCAUUAUUCGCAGGAACAUCCAUCGAAGACUCCGAAAAUUAGGUAUCAUCAUUCGGUGGGUAGAAACUUCACAAGUUGAAACUCUUGAGGAGUUUCUCUCAAAUUCUCUCUCGUGCCAUUUGAGUCUUCAUCGAAGUGGUCUGAUUUUCUCUUGUAUAUGAAGUGAAAUACAAUAACUGGCAAAUAUAACAGAAAAGAUGGUCAUAUUAAAUUCUGUAUACUGUUCAUGUGACAUGAAGCAAAAGUAAAUUAUUUUAUCCGAACUUCUGGUUACAAAUCCCAGAAAUAUUUAUUUGUGAUGAAACUUAUUUUAAUGCUGUUUUAUUCAAUAAACUAAUACAAAUGU